GGUGGCAGCGAUGGGGUUCUAGCAGUCAUCCCGCACCCAAGCGUCCCACCAGCCGCCAUAGCCCUCUCUGCCGUGCACCGAUUCAACAUGCACCUCGCCUCUGAUAUUCAUUAUGACUUUGACGUCUUUCUCCCAUCCCCAAGAUUCGCACUGCAUGAUGUGACUUUGGAGGUUCGGGUUCUGCUAGGGGGCGCUGCUGGUAUGGAGAAGGGAAGGAGUGAGGGUAGUGUGGGAGAGAAGGGGGGGGGAGCGGAGGAAGAGGAGGAGGAAGAGGAGGAGGAGGAGGAGGAGGAGGAGGAGGAGGAGGAGGAGGAGGAGGAGGAGGAGGAGGAGGAGGGGAAGGGGAAGGGCGGGUGCCUAUCUUUAGACGCUGGGGAUUUGUGCAAUCAGAUUCAUCAAAUGUUUCACCAUCAAGUGCUAACAGUCUCCCACACGCUGGUGGUGUCUGCUGGAGGGAAGGAGGUGGCAGUGCGAGUGGCAGAGGCAAACAAUCUGAGUGAGGAGGAGAGAGAGGAGGCAGUUCUCUACCACAGCUACCGAGGCAUGCUCACUAACAACACUCAAAUACACUUAGUACCCGAUACAGACGAUGAGCUCUUUCCAGUCAAGAAGGCCCUUCUGCGACCAUGCCUUUCCUCUCGUCUUUCCUCCCCCUUCCCCACUCGCUUCAUUCCUCUUCUUUCGUCUUCCCCAAACCCACCCUCCUUUACCCCCUGCUCGCUGAACUGGCUCCAUUCUUCCCCUUUCUUCAUCCCUUGUUCCCCAACGCCCCGCCGCUUCCGCUUCCGACCCCAGCUCCUAUCAUCAGACGAUGAGCUAUUCCCAGUCAAGAAGGCACUUCUGCGACCGUGCCUCACACUUACUAAAGCAGUGCAGGACACGAGCCCAGAGCCCGCAACCGUUCAAGUACCCAUCGACUGCUUACUGCUGGACCGAGUGCUGCUGUUCUUAGAGGCGGAUUUCAAGGGGCAGGGGGGAGACUUCCAGUUUGACAUCAACCUCAUUCAAGACCUGAGGGAGGCAGCAAGUGCCUUGGGGCUGAAAAAUGGUUACCGGAACACCCGGGAGGCGAUACAAUCAUUCCAACUCAGCAUUUCUACAUGGGAGAGCUUCAAGAGGAUGAUAGGGUUAAGUUGGUGGAGCAAGAAGACCAGCAACCAUCCGCAGAGUUUAUGCAACAAUUGUGGGACGACAGGAAGCGCGCUCGGCGCGCUCUUCCGAUCCGUCGAAUCCGGAUCGCAAGCAGGAGUUUCCGCGCCGGCCACGUCACCAAAUGGCGCCGCCGCGCUGGCCAGCCGCCACGUCAGCACGUGCGAUCUCGCGGGGUUUGCGGGAGGUCGUGACGUGGAUGCGGUGCUAAGCGGCGCGGUGUCUCCCUUCAGAAGCUCCGUGACUUGCGCCGCUGCGUCGUCGAUGUCGUUUCGCGGCAUUGCUCCGUCAGUCGCGGCGGGAGACGCGGCGGCGAUCGCAGCGCAGUGCAGGCGUGGAUACGCGACCUUUUCCCGAUCCAAGCCGCAUUUGAACAUCGGCACCAUCGGCCAUGUGGAUCACGGCAAGACCACACUCACCGCUGCCAUCACCAAGGUUCUGGCGGACGAGGGCAAGGCGAAGGCGAUUGCGUUCGAUGAGAUUGACAAGGCGCCUGAGGAGAAGGCCCGCGGCAUCACCAUUGCUACUGCCCAUGUGGAGUACGAAACAGAGAAGCGCCACUACGCACACGUGGACUGCCCAGGCCACGCGGACUACGUGAAGAACAUGAUCACAGGCGCCGCUCAGAUGGACGGAGGCAUUCUCGUGGUGUCGGCCCCUGAUGGCCCCAUGCCCCAGACGCGCGAACACAUUCUGCUGGCCAGACAGAACAUGAUCACAGGCGCCGCUCAGAUGGACGGAGGCAUUCUGGUGGUGUCGGCUCCUGAUGGUCCCAUGCCUCAGACGCGCGAACACAUUCUGCUGGCCAGACAGGUGGGAGUGCCGUCGCUGGUGUGUUUCCUGAACAAGGUGGACAUGGUAGACGAUGAGGAGCUGCUGGAGCUGGUGGAAAUGGAACUGCGAGAGCUGCUGUCCUUCUACAAGUUCCCAGGGGACGACAUCCCCAUCGUGCGAGGGUCAGCGCUGGCAGCACUGCAGGGCACCAAUGAGGAGAUUGGCAAGAAGGCGGUGCUGAAGCUCAUGGAAGCCGUGGACGAGUAUAUCCCUGAGCCGCAGCGGUCACUGGACAAGCCCUUCUUGAUGCCCAUUGAAGACGUGUUCUCCAUCCAGGGUCGAGGCACAGUGGUGACAGGGCGAGUGGAGCAGGGAAUCAUCAAAGUGGGCGAUGAAAUCGAGAUCGUGGGCAUGAAGGCGGGCAAUCCCACCAAGACAACGGUGACGGGCGUGGAGAUGUUUAAGAAGAUCCUCGACCAGGGGCAGGCCGGAGACAAUGUGGGGCUGUUGAUGCGAGGGCUCAAGAGAGAGGAUGUGCAGCGAGGUCAAGUAGCAUGCAAGCCCGGCUCAAUCAAGACGUCUCAGAAGUUCCAGGCGGAGAUCUACGUGUUGACCAAGGAGGAGGGCGGGCGCCACACGGCCUUCUUCUCCAACUACCGCCCGCAGUGCUACCUGCGCACCGCUGAUGUGACAGGCAAGGUGGUGCUGCCAGACGAAGUCAAGAUGGUCAUGCCGGGGGAUAACGUCACUGCCACGUUUGAGCUGCUGUCUCCAGUUGCGAUCGAAGCAGGCCAGCGCUUCGCUCUGAGGGAGGGCGGUCGCACCGUGGGUGCUGGUGUGGUGGCUAAAUUGCUGGACUGA
Messenger RNA from Closterium sp. Naga37s-1, 2784 nucleotides. The record is from the annotation of a GenBank genome assembly. Lineage: Eukaryota; Viridiplantae; Streptophyta; Zygnematophyceae; Desmidiales; Closteriaceae.